Messenger RNA from Nycticebus coucang (slow loris), 8989 nucleotides. It is a transcript of the gene SH3TC1, whose product is annotated as SH3 domain and tetratricopeptide repeats 1. The transcript is spliced from 18 exons. Gene Ontology annotation, molecular function: protein binding. The record is from RefSeq and is a predicted model, not a curated record. Lineage: Eukaryota; Metazoa; Chordata; Mammalia; Primates; Lorisidae. Bases 232 to 4266 code for a protein of 1344 amino acids.
AGCAGGGGGUGGUGGCGGCCGCAGUGCAGUGCAGUCGGCCCAGCUGUGGGCGGCCCCUGCCUGCUCUGGCCAGCUGGAGACAGCCCAGUGGCGGGGCCGGUAGGAGCUGAGCCGGGGGCAGCCACCUGGGGCCUGCGUCCUACAGCAGUGAGGGCCUGAAAACUGCCUCCGAGGAGUGGAACAGAGGCACCCAGGCAUGCUGGGCCCUCAGUGCUGAGGCCACUGCAGGUCAUGGAGGACACUGCUGAGGUGACCACUGAGGAGCCGACCCCAAUGGGCAGGGAGCUUGCAGGGUCCUCAGGAGGCAGCAGAAGCAGGGACGAGGGCCAGACUGUGGCCAUCAGCUCACCCGCCGGCCAGGAGCGAGCGGGGCCUGAGGAGGCCACGGCUACUGUCAGAGGUGGAACCUGCUGUGUUGCAGAUGAGAUUCCUCCUCUGGGUGUCGCUGGGAGCCCCCCUGGCCAGACAGGAGCAUAUCCCACAGACCUGACCUUGCAGCUUCUGGCUGUGCGGAAGAAGAGUGGGCUGCCAGACCCUGACCUGCAGCAGGCCCUGCGGGGCCGGCUCCGACUACUGGAGAGCGAUAGCAGAGAGGUGGCGCGCGCGCUGGGAGAAUUGUCAGCAAGGCUGUUGUCUAUCCACAGCGACCAGGAUCGGAUUGUGGUAAUGUUUAAGACUUUUGAAGAAAUCUGGAAGUUCUCCACCUACCACGCUCUUGGCUUCACACACCACUGCCUGGAAAACCUGCUCAUGGACCAGAACUUCUGGCUGCUCUCACCCAGUGAGGAAGAGGAGACAGCCAUCUGCGUCCACGUGGAUGAAGAUGCCUUGAAGUUGACCCACGAGAGCCUGCUCGUGCAAGAAGGGCCCUUCUUUGUAUUGUGUCCUGACCACCAUGUGAGAGUGACAACUGGCCCUCAGGGUGCAGGGAGAGGCCCCCAGCCCUUCAGGCGAGCUUCAGGGGGUUCCCAAGGAGAGGUGGCCCCAGAAGCAGGUCCUUUGGUGAGCCCCAGCAUGACCUCUGAGGAGUUAGCAGCGGUGCCCCUGGAGCCUCUGAUCCCAUUUCAUCAGUGGGCUCUCAGGGUCCCCUGGGACCCCGUCGAUGACUCUGUGGGUGAACGAGUGUCCCUCAACACCCCGCUGAUGGCUAUGGGCCUGGCCUCGGCAGUGGCAGACUGCCAGGGCUCAGGGCCUGAAGAGAUGACCUUUCAAGGCGGUGACCUCAUCCAGAUCCUCGGAGCCCAGGUGCCUGGCCUGCCCUGGUGUGUGGGCCGACACAUGGCCUCAGGCCAGGUUGGGUUUGUGCAGACUCAGCUCAUCAGCGCUCAGGGCCCAGUGUCCAGAUUGGAAAGUGUGAUCUUCCUCAAUGAGGAAGAAAGGUCAUUCUUCAGCAACGAGGGCCACUUUUCUGAAGAAGAUGCCAGGCAGUUACUGAGGAGAAUGUCGGCCGUGGACGUGUGCAUGGUAUACAACCUGGACAGAUUAGAAGAAACUGAGCUUGAGAAGCCAGAAAGACAAGAAAUGCCUCCACCUCGCCUGGACCCAGACCCACACGAGACUCUGCAAAAGGUGAAGAAUGUUCUAGAACAAUGCAAGACCUGCCCAAGCUGCCCUGAGGAACCAGUGUCCUGGGGUCUCCAUGUGGCAUCCAGUGAAGUGAGUUCACCAGACUCCAAGGAACCAUCUUUCCACCUAGACACGGAGGCCGACUGGACCGACGCAGAGGCCCUGGGCCCGCUGCUGCAGGCCCUGAACACCCCCGGGUACCAGGCCUGCUUCUAUGGCCUGUAUGACGCCUCGCUGUCAUGGCUUAGUAGCGUGUUCUCCAGCUUCACCGACGAGGAGGAGCUGGCGGGGUGCCUGGCACAGGCCCGGGGGGCGGCCAAGAAAGCCGGCCUGCCCAUGGCCCUGGCAAGACUCUGCUUUCUUCUGGGCCGGCUGUGCGCCAGAAGACUCAAGCUGUCCCAGGCCCGGGUAUACUUCGAGGAAGCUCUGGGGGCUUUGGGGGGAAACUUCGGGGACCUCUCACUGGUGGUGGCUGUGUAUGCCAACCUGGCCACCAUUUACCUAAAGCAGAAGAACAGGGAAAAGUGUGCCCAGGCGGUGCCCAAAGCUGCAGCCCUGCUCUUGGGGACGCCCGGCCACAUCUGCAGCUCCGAGGCAGAGGCUGAGCUCCUGAGGUAUGCGCUGCGGCGGGCUGUGGGUGGCCAGAGUCUCCAGGCCGAGGCCCGGGCCUGCUUUCUGCUGGCCAGACACCAUGUCCACCUCAAGCAGCCCGAGGAGGCCCUGCCCUUCCUGGAGAGGCUGCUGCUUCUGCACAGGGACCUUGGGACCCAGGAGGCCUUAUGGCCCUCAGACUGCUACCUGCUCCUGGCAGACAUCUACAGCCGGAAGUGCCUUCCCCACCUGGCCCUCAGCUGUAUCAAGGUGGCCUCACUGCAGACACGGGGCUCCCUGGCCAGCUCACUGAGGAGCGUGGACCUUGUGCUCUGGAAUGCCCCCCGGCUCCACAGCCAGAGGCAGGCAGCUCACAGUGUCCCCUCCCAGACUGCCCACUACCUCAGGCAGGCGCUGGCCUCCCCAUCCUUGAGCACGGGGUGUGCCCUGCGUGGCCCCCUCUGCUCCAGCCUGGCCCAGCUGCACAGCUACCAUGGGCAGCACAGGCCAGCCAUUGCCUUUAUGAUACAGGCGGUGGAAGCCGAUGCUGUGGCUGGAGUCCACCCUGUUGUGGAUCACCUGGUGGCCCUCGCCUGGCUGCAUGUGCUUUAUGGGCAGAGCCAAGUGGCCCUGGACAUCCUGGAGUCCAUCCUGGAUGCAGAAGUGGCCAGUGAGGACCAGGAGGGCGUGAUCACCAACAUGGCAGCCAUGGCCUUAAGGAGGACAGGCAGGAUCCGGCAGGCGGCUGAGGGCUACUACCGUGCCCUGCGCAUGGCCAGGGGCCUGCACCAGCUACGGAACGAGGCGGUGGUGCUGGCCAACUUUGGGGCGCUGUGUCUGCAUGUGGGGGCCAGUAGGCUUGCCCAGCACUACCUCCUAGAGGCUGCCCAGCUCUUCUCACAGCUGCCCAGCAGGGAGUGUGGCCGGGACUUCACCCAGGUGCUCCUGCAACUGGGUCACCUUUGCACUCGCCAGGCCCUUCCCCAGCAGGGCAAAUGCUACUAUGAGUGGGCCUUCCUGGUCGCCGUGGACACGGACCACCUGGAGAGCCAGCUGCAAGCCGUCCAGUGGCUGUGCCACUUCUACAGCACCAUCAUGCCCAGCGAGGCCCAGUGUGUCAUCUACCAUGAGUUCCAGCUCUCACUGGCCCGCAGGGUAGCCGACAAGGUUCUGGAAGGACAGCUCCUGGAGACCCUCAGCCAGCUCUACCUGUCCCUGGGCACUGAGCGGGCCUACAAAUCUGCCCUGGACUAUACCAAGCGAAGUCUGGGGAUAUUCAUCGACCUCCAGGAGAAGAAGAAGGAAGCACACGCCUGGCUGCAGGCCGGGAAGAUCUACUACAUCCUGCGGCAAGACGAGCUGGUUGACCUGUACAUCCAGGUGGCACAGAACACAGCCUUAUACACAGGUGACCCCCACCUGGGGCUAGAGCUGUUCGAGGCAGCUGGAGACAUCUUCUUCAAUGGGACCUGGGAGCGGGAGAAAGCCGUGUCCUUCUACCGGGACUGGGCGCUGCCCCUGGCAGUGACUACAGGCAACCAAGAGGCAGAGCUACGGCUGUGCAACAAGCUGGUAGCACUGUUGGCUGCGCUGGAGACGCCACAGGAGGGUCUGGAGUUUGCACACACGGCCCUAGCACUGAGCAUCACCCUGGGGGACCGGCUGAACGAGCGUGUGGCCUACCACCGGCUGGCCACCCUGCACCACCGGCUGGGCCACGGUGAGCUAGCCGAACACUUCUACCUCAAGGCACUGUCGCUCUGCAGCUCGCCGCUGGAGUUUGAUGAGGAGACUCUGUACUACGUGAAGGUGUACCUGGUGCUUGGGGACAUCACCUUCUAUGACCUCAAGGAUCCCUUUGACGCAGCCGGGUACUACCAGCUGGCACUGGCGGCAGCCGUGGACCUGGGCAACAAGAAGGCCCAGCUGAAGAUCUACUCACGACUGGCCACCAUCUACCACAACUUCCUCCUGGACCGCGAGAAGUCCCUCUUCUUUUACCAGAAGGCGCGGACCUUUGCCUCUGAGCUCAACAUCCGCAGGGUCAGCCUGGCUCCCCCGCGGUUCUGUGGGCGCGCCCCCUGGCUGGCACCUGGCUACCCACCCUAAAGAGGGUCCCCGGGCAGUGGGAUUUGUGGAAGGGGGUCCUUUGAUUGCCCUAGAAACUCUGGACAACCUCAUUUUCUGAGAAAUGGAGGCACAAAAGCAGGGUCAAGUAGCAAUAAAUGUUUUUUUCAGUAACUUACUAAAUUCACCAAGGCAUCCUUCCUGGGGAGCGUUAGGGGACCUGAGAAGGAUGGUGAGUCCAGCAGACCUGGGCAGGUGCCCCCUGCCAGCUACGCAGCGUAGCCUUGGGUGAGCCACUUCACCUUGAGCCUCAGUUUUCGUGGCUGUUGGAGAAAGAGUGGUGGGGUUCCUGGGACAGGUCCUGGAAUGGCAGCACCCCUCUCCCCAGCUCUCACUGUGGGUCUGGUACUGCCCCUUGCCUCCGGUCCUCAGACCACUCUGUGAGAGGUUGGGACUACUAUUGUCCCCAUUGGCUGUUGGGGAAACGAGGCACAGAGAAGUUAUGUGGCUGGCCCAUGGUCACAGAGCAGGUAGGGGGUAAGCCUCAAAGUCCCACAUACUGACCACCACACCUACCGGGCCAGCCUGCUGCUGGGGAGGGAUGUGCCCCCCAGCAGGACUCAGGGAAGCUCCUGUAUAUCUCUGCCCCUUGUCUGUGUCAGGAGAAGCUUCAGACCAGGGAGGGAGCCCAGGUGCCCCCUGUAGAAUGUCCUCUACUCCCAGAUGUGGCUGGGCCAAGCCUGACCUGUCCCAACUCUAGUUGCUGUUCAGCCUUGUAGGAAGUAAGGUGCAGUCCUCACCUGUGUGGAUGCUGCUGCAGUGCGUUUAAGGGUCCCCCAAGCCAACCCUAACCCUAACCUCCUGGAUUCCCAUGCUACUGAAGGUCAAGACUGAGGAACUUGGCCUUUAGCCAGCCAUAUACCCAUGGCCAUGGGGCCCUGCCCUGACCUUUGCUAUGACUGUAGCAACCUGGGGCUGGGCCAUCACUGCUCAAAGAGGAGCCUGAAGCACCUGUGGGGUGUCCCUUCCUCCCACAGACCCCCUCCCAUGCCUGGGCCUGCAUGAGGGUCUGCCCUUGCCUCGACUGGUGCACUCCAGUGCCCUGCUGAAUUGCAGCCUGUACCCUGUCUUUUUGGGUAAAGUCCAUGGCUAUACCAUGGAUGUUCUGUUCUGGCCAGGGUAUUCCAUCCCAAUGUCUGGAGGAGAGUAGUCGAGACCCACAGCACUGAGGAAGAUGUGUGCGGAAAGCUCAGAGUUUAUGGCUGCAGUCAGAUUGUCUCAUGGCCGACCUGGCACGCGUGCCCCCAACUCAUCACUAAGCUACAAUACUCACACUCUGCAAUGCUUCAGCUGUGACUGUGGGUAUGGUAGCGGGCCACACGAACCUCAGGCUUCCCAUUAAGAAAUGCUUCUGCUGAGUGUGGAAGGAUACCACGAGCGCGUGUGUAAAGUACUUCCUACCCAGCAAACCCACGCGACAUACAGUCGUAUCCAUCAUUCCUUACAACAGCACAGAACCUUGAGGCACUGUCCUACAUCAUGCAGGCCUGGACAGUAAACUUGCUCAUCCCUACAGAACUCACAGCCCAUUCUCUGUUCCAAGUCCAGGUGGCUUAGAAGCUCAAGCCGGGGGCCUGAGGCUGCUGUUUGGGAGGGCAGUCCUACCUUGACCCCUUCUGUCCCAAGGCCUCCCAUUCUCAGAGUCCCCAAGCUUCAGUUAUCAUUUCAGCCCUUUUUAAACCCAGCCUCUCUGCUCAGAGGUGAUGGAAGCCUCUUGGUAGUGUCUGCUCUUCUAGCUUUGCAAGAACUGCCGCAGGACCCUAAUGUUUACCCUACCUACCACACUUCUCCUCCAGGUAUGGAUGAAAUUAAGGAAAGACCACCCUUGUGUGUUGCUCCCAGUUUUAAAUUUGGAAAAAAUGUCAAUUACAAAGAGGAAUUACAAAAGUCAAUUACAAAUGGGAAUUUUAUUGGUAAUUUAACUUUUUAAUUUUAUUAUUUUUAUUUUUUUGAGGCAGAGUCUCUCGCUCUGUCACCCUAGCUAAAGUGCUGUGGCAUCACGGCUCACAGCAAUCUCAAACUCGGGUUCAAGUGAUGCACCUGCCUCAGCCUCCCAAGUAGCUGGGACUACGGGGCCCACCACAACGCCCGGCCAGUUUUUUUAGUAGAGACAGUGUGUCAUUCUUGCUUGGUCUGAAACUCCUGAGCUCAAGUGAUCCAUCCCUUGGCCUCCCAGAAUGCUAGGAUUAUAGGCAUGAGCCACCAUGCCCGGCUUUAUUGAUACUUUUAAAUAAAAGGUAUCAAAUGUCCAUGUGUUCUAUCAACAUUUUAAUCAAUUUGAAAUCAGAGAACACGAUAAAUGAUUUCUCAUUGCCUCCUUUACCUCCCCUCAGCCUUGCGUGGUCCUCCUUCCCAGCACUCUGGACACUGGGCAGCUCAAUCCCCUGGUGAAACAUCCGCCUCCCCAGCGGGACUGUGACCUUCUGCUCGCACUCAUCUCUCACUCCCUUUAAACCCCAUAUCAUCUUUGAAAGUCUAAUGUGCCCAGGGAUUUGCACCCUGGAGAUCUACACUGUCUCCAACUAUAGCUUACACACACACACACACACACACACACACGGUGUCCUGUGACCCAUACACAACCAGAAUCACACUCAGUGGCAGCCUGCCCCAAAGUCAUUACUAAAAAUCAUUAGAGGGCAGAGGAGCCUGUACGAUGAAGACAAGGGCAUAGCACACCCCUGGCAAACAACUUGAAAAAGUCCUAAUAAUGCUUUCUCCCCAUAUUCCUUUUUGGGUAUUCUGCCCCUAAGAGCACUCAAAUCAGCUUCUUCCUCUUGUACAGUGUCCCCCCUACCCAGGCCCCACUGCUCCAUCUUAAACUCCCUCUUUCCUUUCCCACAUUUUAAAAUCUCACCUCAAUUUUACAGAGCAAUGUACUGAACUGAAACCUGAACAGCCAAACCCAUCCUGACGUGGGGAGCAGCCUUCCCCUUAGCAUAAUGUUACUGCUAAUGAGCACAAUCGAAAUUGUAUUAAGUAAUGCCUUUUGUUUUGAAUCACACCUCUGGUUACUUCCUCCAAGAAAGGCUUUAUGAUUUUUUUUUUCCAUCUAUGUUGUAAAUUUUCACCACAAUUCCUAUUAGUUCCUUUAUACUUUUGAAAACAAUGACGUCGGGCCAGGUGUGGUGGCUCACUGACUGUAAUCCCAGACUCCGGGAGGCCAAGGAGGGUGGAUUGCUCCAGCUUAGGAGUUUGAGACCAGUCUGAACAAGAGCUAGUUCUUGUCUCUACUCAAAAGAGAAAAAGGCCCAGCGUUGUGGUGGCGCCUAUAGUUGUAGCUCUCAGGAGGCUGAGGCCAAAAUCAUUUAAGCCCGGGUGGCACCUGUGGCUCAAAGGAGUAGGGCACCGGCCCCAUAUGCCAGAGGUGGUGGGUUUAAACACAGCCCUGGCCAAAAACUGCAACAAACAAACAAAAUCAUUUAAGCCCCAGAGUUUGAGGUCACUGUGACCUAGGCUGACACCAUGGCACUCUAGUAGGGGUGACAGAGUGAGACUCUUGUCUCAAAAAAAAAAAAAAAAAGAAAAAGAAAACAAAACAAUGACGUCACUUUUCUUGAUGGUGUACGAUGUGUCUAAUAGGUGUUUUCUCCCCCCAUGUUAGCCCAUAAUCUAGCCGCUAUGACCCUUAAAGCAUCCCCAUUUAAUUACGAACUGCUGAAGUGAAGCCUGGUGUCAUUUCCUUACAUUGCUUAGCUUCCCUACGCUGCCUCACUGAAUCUGAUGAAGCCUCUUUGGCCCCAGACACUGAUCCUUCCCUUCCCCUACUCAGGGAGGGUUUACCAGUGAUGACGGCUCCUUCCUUUGGUGUCUUCUCUGGCACCUGCAGCUUCCUGAAAAGCCUGCCCCUCUCCUCUCUUCCCUUAACUGCAAAAGGUCUCUCUGCUCAGAAAAAUCUCUUCAUAUAGCCUUGCGCCUCUCGUAUUAUUGUUGUUUCAUACAUCUGUUUGUUUAUAACAAGUCUGGUCCUUACAGCCUCUGAAGUUCCUAGGACUGAUCUCAAAUCCAAACAUCCUUUGAAGUCUAAGCAAAAUGAGCUACACCAAAAAAUUUCCGGGUGAGAAGUUAUACAAAUGUCACAUUGAAAAUAUAGUCUUCAAAAAUGGCCACAAAAAAAAAAAAAAAAAAAAAGGUUGGGAAACUGCUCCCGAUUAAUGGGAACUAAAGACAAAUGGCAACUCAAUGCAAUAUGUGAUUCUAGACUGGCUCCCAUAAUGGAGAUUCUUUUUAAAAGCCAAAAAGGGUAUUACCAGAUAAAUGGACACAAAUGGAACCGGAUAAGAGAUUAGUUAAUGGUUUAACGGCAAUGCUAAAAUUACUGGAGGGGAUAAGUAUGUAAGGGAAUAUUUUUAUUAAACACACAAUGAAAUAUUCGAGGAACAAGUGCAUGAUGUGCGAAACGUGUUUAUAAAUAUUCAGGAGUGUGUGUGUCUUUUGUGUGUGUGUGUGUGGAGAGGAGAGAGAAAAGGGAGGGGAGGGACAGAGAAAAGAGAGAUCACAAACGGGUCACCCGUGGUUCCCAGCCUUCCCAGUGCCGGGAUGCAUUCUCAUUGUUGUUAUAAAGUGGUCGCCACCCACAGGGUGAGAACCGCUGGGUUAAAUGGUAAAGAGUUAUACUGCCAUUUACCAUUCAUGUAACUUGUCUACAAUUGUACCUUCUUUCAAAUAAAUAACAUUUAAAAAAGAUGGAGCACUAAGUCGUCUU